Molecule: messenger RNA, 1428 nt
Organism: Penicillium digitatum Pd1
Lineage: Eukaryota; Fungi; Ascomycota; Eurotiomycetes; Eurotiales; Aspergillaceae
Product: tetrahydrofolylpolyglutamate synthase
Biological process (GO): tetrahydrofolylpolyglutamate biosynthetic process
Cellular component (GO): cytosol; mitochondrion; cytoplasm
Molecular function (GO): ATP binding; tetrahydrofolylpolyglutamate synthase activity
Source: RefSeq, a predicted model, not a curated record
AUGGUAGACUGGUGCGAGGAAAUUGGAUACAAGCCAGCUGAUUUCGACGCGUUGAACGCCAUCCACAUUGCCGGGUCCAAAGGCAAAGGUUCCACGGCAGCCUUUAUCUUCUCGAUAUUGGCCGAGUAUUCAACGGAUGGAAGUGGUUUGGGGGACCAAUCCCCAGCUCCACUGGGUAAGAUUGGCCUUUAUACAUCGCCGCACCUACGCAGCGUACGGGAACGGAUCCGGAUUCGAGAGUCACAGAGGACCACAUUCAUGGAGACCUCUCUUGAUGAAGGGAAAUUUGCGCACUAUCUUUCAGACAUAUGGGAUCGAUUAGGAAUGGAUAAUCGACCGCCAUCCCAGAGCCCAUCCUUUGCGAAAUUCCUCACCCUAAUGGGUCUCCAUGCCUUCAUCCAGGAGAAAGUCGAAACGGCGGUGGUGGAGGUUUGUAUUGGAGGACGCUAUGACUCGACCAACAUCCUCCGCCAGCCCAGCGUCUGCGCAAUCAGUAGUUUGGGCCUCGAACAUACCGACAUCCUUGGUCACACAAUCGAGAGAAUUGCAUGGGCCAAGGGAGGAAUAAUGAAACCAGGGACCCCCUUGUUCACCGCGCCGCAGGAGCCUGGAGCCAUGGCCGUCCUGGAGGAUCUAGCACAGACGGAAGGUGUCGAUCUACAAGUUGUCACGGCCCAUCCAGACCUUGAUCACAUUGAGCUUGGUCUUGCAGGAGACUUCCAGCGGAUCAAUGCUAGUCUGGCGGUGGUGGUCGCUGCAAAACACCUAUCUCGCAUGGGUUACAAUGAUAUCCCAGAGACAGCGACAUUGAUGCAAUCUCCAUUGCCUAAGAAAUUCCGCCGGGGUCUCGAAAAUGCGCGAUGGCCGGGAAGAUGUGAGACGCGUGACCAUAAAGGAAUCCGUUGGCUGCUCGAUGGAGCCCAUACCAUAGAAAGUAUUGACGUGUUGGGGCCUUGGGUGGCCAAAAUGAUGGCGGCGCAGCGGCAGGCACGGCGUGUCCUGAUCUUUAAUCAACAGACCAAGGAUGCUGUCGCCCUUCUUCGACAUCUCCGCCAGAUCCUGGUAUCAGCGGCAUCCCAAUUGCUCAACGACACAGAAGUGGUUUUCCACCAGGUCAUUUUCUGCACAAACAUCUUGUGGGAACGGCAUGAAGCUCCAGAUCUUGAAAGAGUCUCUAUGACCUACUCGGGAGACUCGGUGGAUGAUCUGAGAUUGCAGCAUGAAUUAGCGGCGUGUUGGACUACGAUCAGUGGGGGAGAGUCCGAAGUGACCGUGGUGCGAACAGUAGAAGAGGCGAUCCACCAAGCAGCUCAUGGCCAUGGUCAUCCUUUUUGCAAGGAUGAAGACCAUAUCAACGGGGUGGUACUGAUCACUGGAAGUCUUCAUCUGGUAGGGAGCGCUAUGGAAUUUCUAGAUACGAUUGUCUGA